Molecule: messenger RNA, 1298 nt
Organism: Drosophila gunungcola (fruit fly)
Lineage: Eukaryota; Metazoa; Arthropoda; Insecta; Diptera; Drosophilidae
Product: glycerol-3-phosphate phosphatase
Exons: 2
Coding region: 129-1121 (330 amino acids)
Cellular component (GO): cytoplasm
Molecular function (GO): phosphatase activity
Source: RefSeq, a predicted model, not a curated record
AGCUAGUAACAUAGCUUCUACAGGCCCCAAAACAGCUGCUUUAUUUCUCAGGGAGUUCCUCGCAAUCGAGAGCCAAUUAAUAAAUUAAAAGUGAUGUAUAAAAGUUAGCCGUAUUUGUAAAGCCAUAAAUGAGUUGUAACUUCGCCACCUGUUCGCGAAAGGCAGUUUUAAACAUGUACAAACAGACGUGCACCAAUCUCCUGGAAUUGUCCUCCGCCAAGGUGAACGAGUGGAUGUCGAGUUUCGACUCCGUUAUAACCGAUUGCGAUGGUGUCUUAUGGAUCUAUGGCCAGGCUUUGGAAGGCUCGGCGGAUGUGAUGAACCAGUUCAAGGCCAUGGGAAAGUCCAUUUACUUUUGCACAAACAACUCGACGAAGACCCGUUCGGAACUUCUAAAGAAGGGUGUCGAACUGGGCUUCGACAUCAAGGAGAACGGCAUUAUAUCCACGGCCCAUGCCACAGCGGCGUACCUGAAGCGUCGGAACUUCAGCAAGCGGGUAUUCGUGAUCGGAAGCGAGGGCAUCACCAAGGAACUGGACGCCGUGGGCAUUAAGCACACCCAGGUGGGGCCGGAACCCAUGCAGGGAUCGCUGGUCGAGUUCAUGGCGCAGCAUUUAAAACUGGACACGGACAUCGGGGCCGUGGUCGUGGGCUUCGAUGAGCACUUUAGCUUUCCCAAGAUGAUGAAGGCUGCCUCGUACCUGAAUGAUCCGGAGUGCCUGUUCGUGGCCACCAACACGGAUGAGCGUUUCCCCAUGCCCAACAUGAUAGUGCCCGGCAGCGGGAGCUUCGUGCGGGCCAUCCAAACCUGUGCGGAACGGGAGCCCAUAGUGGUCGGGAAGCCCAACCCGGCGAUUUGCGAAUCGUUGGUCAGCCAGAAGAAGAUCGAUCCCUCGAGGACCCUGAUGAUCGGCGAUCGCGCCAAUACGGACAUCCUGCUCGGCUACAAUUGCGGGUUCCAGACCCUGCUCGUGGGCUCCGGCAUUCAUCAGCUAAAGGACGUGGAUCAGUGGAAGCUGAGCCAGGACCCCGAGGACAAGAAGCUCAUACCAGACGUGUACCUGCCCAAGUUGGGGGAUCUUCUGCCAUCGAUAGUGGACAGCCUGGCGGGCUCGAAAUGAUUGAGAUGCGGAUCACCAAUCAAUAGCCAGUAUGUAGUACGGACAUGCGUUUGUAUUGCAGUUACCUUCGCCGGCCAUAGACAGGAAAAAUUAUAAAUACCUAACGAAAAUGUAUAGUACAAUUUAUACCACAAAAUAAAAUAUUUAAAUAAAUUGAGAAUCAUUUUGCCAGACGAA